CCCACCAAUAGAGGGUAAGAAAAUAACCUGACUAUAGUGCAUCGCAAUCAUGAAUUUUAAGAAGCUGGGGAGUGGACGGGGGGGUUCCCCUUUGGUGGUAGCUAAUGUUAUAAGAAUGGAGAUGUAUGUGUACGUGCUAUAAUCUCGUUGUUAUUAGUCCUUAGGUAAAUAAACUGAGAAAGCUAAGGAUUCGGCCUCUAUGUUCAUAUUCUCUCUUUCUAUAGUCGGCAGAUAUCCUACCCUACCCCACAUGUAGACUUGGGGUUUGACUACCUACAUGAUAGCAAGCUAGGCACACCUUCAUUCCCUUACUAAUAAAUACCUCCUCACUUCCCAAUACGGCUUACACAAUCAUGCGCCCUCAUACUCUUUGCAGGGUACCUUCAAAAGACACGGAACGGAUACGUUCGCUUAUAUGGUCGCCCGUCCGCCUUAUUCCCGUAUAGCAAGCGGCAUCACGGCCAAGCGAGGGGCGGCGCACGAUGGAUAUCGAUCCUCAAUCGUACAUUCUUUCGGAGGAAGAAUCGCGAAGCAUUUUUGAGCGAGAUAUCCUCCCGUCCGAACUAAGCCAUCUCUCGGCGGCGACGCCCCAGCCUAGCAAUAGUAAUGAGAUCGUCGGAGAUAGAACCCCGCUUGCGGUCCUCCUCAUCGGCCAGACAGGCGCCGGGAAAACGCGCGCCGCGCCCGCGCUCAAGGGCGCCCUAACCCGUCUCCGGGGCGCCUCGCGGCUCGCGCACUUCGUCGCGGACACGUACAAGACGUUCCACCCGGCGUACAACGCACUCCUGGCCUCGCGCCCCGCCCUCGCCUCCGCGGCCACAGGCCCCGACGCGCGGCGGUGGCUCGCAACGGCCGCGUCCCGCGCCGCGUCGCGGCGCGCCGACGUGCUGGUCGAGUCCGCGGCCCGGCACCCGGGGGACUUCGCGGACCUGGCGCGGCUGUUCCACGCCUCGGGCUACCGCGUCGAGGUCGCGGUCCUGGCCGUCCCCGCGGCGCUCAGCCGCCUCGGCAUCCUCGCGCGCUUCUACGAGAAGCUGCCGGAGGCCGGGCCGCGCGGCGGCCUGCCGCUGCGCUUGACGCCGCGGAAAGUCCACGACGAGUCCUACGCGGGGGUCCUGGAGGCGGCGGCGUUUGUGGACUCGUCGGGUGCGGUUGACCAGGUUGUCGUUGUUCGAAGGGAUAGCCUGGUAGCGUAUGCUAACGAACGCAUCAAAAACGUCGGUGGUUAUGGUAAUGGCUGGAGGCAGGUGCCGAGGACUGCUGAGGCUGUGCGGACGGAGAGAGAGCGGCCGUUGACGGCUAGUGAGAGGACAGCUGCCGAACUUAGCUUACAGAGGCUUCGGAAGAUGAAUGUGCCCGGCCUCGAAAGCCAGUUGAUAGAAAUCGAAAGGAUGUUGGAACCCCUUUUAGUUGCUCCCCACGAUUUAACACAGAUACCCCUAAAACCGCUCCCUCUCCCCAAUUCGAUCCACAACGGCAAAAUCAAUAUUGAGAUAGGUCUCAGUUUUGGAAACAUACCUCCCAUGUAGUUAUACUUAACCCCCUUUACUUAAAGCUGUCGGCCGAUGUAAUCGAAUUAGCUCUAUAAGACUAGCGCUUAGCAGCAUUAUAUAACAGUUUAGGCAAAUAUAGCUGAAAUAAAUGUUAGGAUUAGGUAUAUUCGAACUUAGAAGCAUUCUGGCACGUGACGGCGGACCAUAUGCCAUCAAACCGCCAAACCGCCAAAAAUUGAAUGACAUAAUCAUAAGGCCUUUGUUUAGCCUCCGUUUGGCCUCCGUUUAGCCUUUGUUUAAUUCUUUUUCAUUUAAAUUUUUUUUUUAAAAAAAAAAAAUAAAAAAAAAAAUAAAAAUAAAAAUAAAAA
Daldinia caldariorum is the source of this 1861-nucleotide messenger RNA. Its product is annotated as zeta toxin-domain-containing protein. Bases 483 to 1529 code for a protein of 348 amino acids. The transcript has a single exon. Lineage: Eukaryota; Fungi; Ascomycota; Sordariomycetes; Xylariales; Hypoxylaceae. Gene Ontology annotation, molecular function: kinase activity; ATP binding. The record is from RefSeq and is a predicted model, not a curated record.